Lingula anatina is the source of this 621-nucleotide messenger RNA. RefSeq lists its product as uncharacterized. Lineage: Eukaryota; Metazoa; Brachiopoda; Lingulata; Lingulida; Lingulidae. The record is from RefSeq and is a predicted model, not a curated record.
AUGUAUCGACGUUUACGUGAUGUACCAAUAUGGCCCCCCAGGGAUGUUGUCCAUGAGUUUAUGCCACAGUGCUUCAAACAGGAGUAUCCAAGUACCCGCAUCAUUCUUGACUGCACUGAAAUCUAUAUUCAAACCCCCUCACACUUCCGCGUUCAGUCAGAAACCAACUCCUCAUAUAAGAGCCACAACACUGCAAAGGGUUUAGUUGGCAUUGCUCCAAAUGGGUUUAUUACUUUGGUUACUGAUUUAGUCUCGGGUAGAAUGUCCGACAAGGAAAUUACUGUGAAAAGUGGACUUAUUGACGGACUGGAUGAGCAGGACUCAGUCAUGGCUGACCGUGGAUUUUUAAUUGAUGAAUAUCUGGCACGCAAAAAGGUGAAGUUAAACAUCCCACCUUUUUUGCAGGGCAAGGAACAGCUGUCUGUUGAAGAAGAGGAUGAAACUAGGAGUAUUGCUAGAUUGCGUAUUCAUGUUGAACGCGUGAUAGAACGUAUUAAAAACUUUCGAUUGUUACAGUUUGUAUUUCCGAACUCCAUGGCUACAGAACUGAAUAAAAUCUGGGUUAUAUGUUGUUAUUUAGUAAACUUCACUUGUAAACCCAUUGUUGGAGACAAUGAAUAA